CUGCAACACAGCAACAACACGAAAAAGGCCGGGAUUGGCCGAGAUAACCUCUUAUGUACUGUUUGUAGUGGACCCCAUGUGGUUAUCAAAUUAUUAUUUUACUUACACAUAAUUUAAAUACUCCGUCUGAUUUCUAAUCGGACAUAAUGCCGAAAGUUCGCACGCAAAUUACUUCUCGCGUUCAUACAGAAGUAGCGAGACAAGGAAUUUUAUUCAAUAAGGAUAAGGGUCAGCAUAUACUGAAAAAUCCUUUAAUUAUUCAAAGUAUGGUUGAAAAAGCUGCGCUCAGGCCGACCGAUGUCGUACUGGAGAUCGGUCCUGGUACCGGCAAUAUGACUGUAAAAAUGCUUGAGAAAGCAAAGAAAGUAAUAGCGUGCGAAAUUGAUCCAAGAAUGGUAGCAGAAUUACAAAAGCGUGUUCAAGGAGAGAGAACUGCACAUCAAUCGAAAUUACAAAUAGUACUUGGAGAUGUAUUAAAAUCAGAGCUACCUUUUUUCGAUUUGUGCGUUGCUAAUAUCCCAUAUCAGAUAUCAUCACCAUUAGUAUUUAAAUUACUUUCGCAUAAACCACUUUUCAGAUGUGCUAUACUUAUGUUUCAAAGAGAAUUUGCAGAACGCUUGGUAGCUAAACCUGGUGACAAAUUGUAUUGUCGCUUGAGCAUUAACACGCAAUUAUUGGCACGAGUAGAUAUGUUGAUGAAGGUUGGGAAGAAUAACUUUAGACCUCCACCUAAGGUAGAAUCAAACGUAGUGAGAAUCGAGCCGAGGAAUCCACCACCUCCGAUCAAUUACCAAGAAUGGGAUAGUCUGACACGAAUCGGUUUCAUGAGAAAAAAUAAAACGCUAUCUGCAGCUUUCAAGCAAACCACAGUUGUCACUAUGUUAGAGAAAAAUUAUAAAAUUCAUUGUAGUUUGAACAACAAGAUUAUAUCAGAAAAUUUUGAUAUCAAGCAAUUGAUAAAUCAUGUACUAGAAAAAGCUGAUGCUAAGAAUAAACGAGCUAGGACUAUGGACAUAGAUGAUUUUAUCAGCCUUUUACAUGCAUUUAAUGCGGAAGGUGUGCAUUUUACAUAAAUUUACAUAUUGAGAUAUACACUAUUUGUAAACGAAUUUUUAUAAACAAUGUGCAAAUAAAUGUUUGUUAAGGAAAUAAAUUGGUCUAUUUUUUAAGAAGCAUUUGUUUUGGAAUUGUACGUGGUUUUUUCAUUGUUAUAUAAGGCAAUUCUUAUAUGUUUCAGAGAAUAAAACCAAAAAAAAUCAUGCGCAUAUAAAAAAAAAACUGUUCGUGUCGCUUAUUUCUUUUUUACUUCGGACUUUAGAUUCACCCCGUGAAAUAUUGAUAUAUAAUUGAGAAUCAUCCUAUAUAUUUAUAUUUGAUACAUAAAAUAUAUGAAUUACUUAUAGGUAUCAUUUUAUAUGAUUCACAGGCAUGAUAUAAUACUUUUCCUGAUCUAUUUUUCAAUAUAUUUAUACUUGUUAUCUAUAGUUCACAUAUUAUAAACAAUCUUAUACACGUAAAUGUUUGUACAAUACAAAUUCAUAAUAACCUUUACGCACAUUGAUCUUUUUGUUUUAUUGUAGUCUUACAUCUUUCAUCUUUUCAGUUAUAUCUCAGAUAUUAUAAAACAUGAGAUUUUUGCAAAACAGAUUAAAAUUCAGCUCAUCCAUGAAAAAGCAAUAAUUCAAUAAUGAAACAUUUCAUCAUUAUAGCUGCGGUCCGCUUAACACUACAAAUGCUUUGCAGAAUCUCUCUUCUCCUUUCUUUUGGAAUUUAUCUUUAUGAAAAAUAAUUUUAAUACAA
This is a messenger RNA of Temnothorax curvispinosus, 1800 nucleotides long. RefSeq names its product probable dimethyladenosine transferase. The transcript is spliced from 5 exons. Lineage: Eukaryota; Metazoa; Arthropoda; Insecta; Hymenoptera; Formicidae. Gene Ontology annotation, biological process: rRNA methylation. The record is from RefSeq and is a predicted model, not a curated record. The coding region runs from base 147 to 1073 and encodes 308 amino acids. Gene Ontology annotation, cellular component: mitochondrial matrix. Gene Ontology annotation, molecular function: rRNA (adenine-N6,N6-)-dimethyltransferase activity.